This is a messenger RNA of Prorocentrum cordatum, 803 nucleotides long. The record is from the annotation of a GenBank genome assembly. Lineage: Eukaryota; Dinophyceae; Prorocentrales; Prorocentraceae.
CCUGAGGACAGUCUGGUCGGCGCCCGCGGCACUGUGGCGGAUUUGUGUCAUCGUCUCCCACAACGACUUCAUCGCGCUCCUGGUGCGGCAGUUGCUGCUCAGAACGGACGAUGCCGACGGCAGAAGGUUGGGGUCAGAGGCCUGGCCCGCGGAUCUUCAGCGACAGCUACUGGCCGAUGAACAACACCGGCGUCACCCACAUCGUGCUGGGUCUCAGACCGCCGGCUCAGGCGUACCCAGUGAACGCGUAUUUGUUGUACUACAACCGGAGCGACCAUCUACCAGAGGCCCUGCGGAGUGGCGUGCAGUUCCGGAACAUGGGCGCCAAGGGCGUCGCCGAGUGGGCGCGCGUGGGCGAGGGCGGCAGCGGGGUGCUCCCGCUGUUCGACGAGCGCAAGGCGUGCGCCAGCCCUGGCGGCGGCUGGCUGCGCGUGCUCCUGUGGAGCCUGCUCGUCGCGGCCGCGGGCUUCGCCGCGGGGGCGGGCGGCCGGCGGCUCCUGGAGCGCGCCCUGCCCGCCGGAGCGGCGCUGCCCGCGCCGGCGCCCGCGCCGCCCCCGCCCGCUCGGGCGGGGGGGCUCUUCCGCUGAGCGGGCCAGGGCCGCCGAGUGGCCGGGUCCUUUCGGAGGCGUGGGCCGCGGCUCCUGCGGCGGGGGCAGGGGCGCCCCCUUUGGCCCCUGGCCUGCCUCCUCUCCUGCUUGCUCGCUCAUCCCUCGCGCAGACUUCCUCCCCCUCUCUGCAACUUCCGGACAGGGCCCCGCGCGCAGGGCCUCCCCGCAGGCCGACGGCCCCCCCCCCUUGCGUUG